AAACAUUCAUACAAACUAUAUUUUUAUAUAUUUUUCAUACAAUAAUUUAAAAUAAAAUGAGCGAAAUAUUAGAAACUAAAGAAACUGUUAAACGUUUAGAACCUCGUGCCAUUUUUGGUAUAAAUGGAAAUGUUGUCUUUGGUCUACAUUUACAUCCCGAUGGCCAGCAUAUUAUAUUUCCUUUGGGUACGAAAAUCGGUAUUUGCAAUACGAAAACGAAUAAACAAGAAUUCGUAGGUGGUCAUACGAAUAACGUGUCCUGUUUGGAUCUGAGUAGAAGUGGCCGUUAUAUGGCUUCGGGUCAAAUAAAUCAUAUGGGUUUUCCUGGUUAUGUGAUUUUAUACGAUUUUGCCAAAAGACGUGAAAUAGUGAGACAUGAUCUACACAAGGUUCGCGUACAAUCGAUUUGCUUCACGGCCCAAGAUAAAUAUAUGAUUUCUGCUGGUGGACGCGAUGAUGGCACUAUAAUUGUAUUCGAUAUAGAAACUCUCUCACCAAUUUGUAGAUCAGUUGCUGCUCGUUCUAUAAAUGGCAAUGCUUUAGUUGUACGAGCAUUAUUUAAGAAUCCUUCACACUUUCUGUCAGUUGGAGAUCGCCACUUAAGAAUUUGGAGUAUCCAUAGGGAAAUGAAAAAGUUGAACGUCCAUGAUGUCUAUGUGGGAAAACAACAGAGACUUUAUGUGUCCGUAUGCGUUGAUCGCAACGAUGCAUACGCAUAUAUUGGCACACAAACAGGUGAUGUUGUGAAAAUCUCUCUAAAUUGUUGUGAUAAAAUGAAUGUAGUGAAACCGGGACAUUUUGCCUCAAUGAUGGGUGCCUAUGGAACCCAUAACACUCGUAAACCGUUUGGAAAGGAUUGCGAUCGUUAUGUUAAUGGUUUGAGGGUAGUACAUAUCGUAGGAGAUGGUCUUUUGCUGAUGGGAGCCGGAGAUGGUGUUGUCGAACUAGUUGAGGAAAGGAGAGACAUAAAAGACAAUGUGUUUAAAAAUUAUCCUAAUCCCACAUGGCCCAUGUUGAAGACUCUAAAGAAAACUAAAGUAAAUGGAUCCAUUACAUCAUUGGUAGAAAUCAAUCCUAUAGAGUAUUAUAUAGCUACGGAAUCAAAUGAGAUAUACUUGCUUAAUAUUAAAAUAUUUACUUUAAAACUUUUAAAGACAUCACAUAAAAAGGCGGUACACAAUAUAGCAUUUCCCAAAAAUUUGUCUUCAGUUUUUGCCACUGCCGGUUAUGAGACCAUACGUAUAUGGUCCACCAAACGUUUCCAAGAACUGUUGCGUAUAAUGGUGUACAAUUUCCAAUGUGCUGCCAUAGAGUUUAGCUUUGACGGCAGUAGUAUUGUAUCAGCCUGGAAUGAUGGAGUCAUUAGGGCAUUCACACCAAUACGGGGUAGACUCAUAUAUGCCAUACCGAAUGCUCAUAAUAAGGGUUGCAGCGCCUUGGCGAUUUCUUCAACUGGUCGUGUUUUAGUCACCGGUGGCAUUGAGGGCCAAGUGCGUGUAUGGAAAAUUGAACCGUACCGUCAAAGUCUAUUGGGAGUUUUAAAAGAUCAUUCAGGUCCCAUAACCUCAUUGGAUUUUAAUAAAUCAGAUACCGAAGUUAUAUCGGCCAGUAGCGAUGGUUCUUGUGUCAUUUGGGAUGUUAACCGUUUGACCCGCAAAACUGUUAUAACGGCCAAUACUCAAUUUAUGAAUGCUAAAUAUUUUCCCACUGGUGUUCAAGUCUUAACUUGUGGCACUGAUGGUCGCAUUAGCUAUUGGAGUGUUUACAAUGGCAGUUUGAUACGUGAAUUACAAGGUUCAUCCAAAUCUUCAGUGAAUUUUGUAGCCAUUAAUGGAACUGGAGAUUAUUUCGCUUCUGUGGGCAGUGAUCAGAUGGUUAAGCUUUGGGACUAUAAUAAAGGCAUAGUUGUGGCUCAAGGUUCUGAGCAUGCAUCGGCAGUUAAGAGUGUGGCAUAUAGUCCAUGUAGAAAAUUCUUUGUAACCGGUUGUACUGAUGGCGCCAUAAUAAUAUGGGAUGUUCCACAGGAACAUUGGGGCAAAAACAAUCCGAUACCAUAUCUUAGCACUUCCGCCGAAGUCAAAUCUGUUAAAUCGGAACCGCGAAUACCGAACAGUGCUCGUAGUCAUCAUAGUCAACAAAAAGAAAACAUAGAUGGUCUAGUGGCCAAUACACCCAAAAAUGAUGUCUGCUGCAUAGAGUGUCCGCCCGUAAAUGUCAAUAAGAAACCCGAAGAGAAUUGUAAAUUUAUGGCAGAUGUUAGAAAAUGUUAAAUUAUAUUCAUUGUAUAUAGAAUACAAAUAAAUUUAUUUUAUAAC
Molecule: messenger RNA, 2315 nt
Organism: Calliphora vicina (urban bluebottle blowfly)
Lineage: Eukaryota; Metazoa; Arthropoda; Insecta; Diptera; Calliphoridae
Product: cilia- and flagella-associated protein 52
Exons: 11
Coding region: 57-2270 (737 amino acids)
Molecular function (GO): protein binding
Source: RefSeq, a predicted model, not a curated record